This is a messenger RNA of Aptenodytes forsteri (emperor penguin), 3132 nucleotides long. RefSeq names its product gephyrin (gene GPHN). Gene Ontology annotation, molecular function: molybdopterin molybdotransferase activity. The annotation marks the transcript as partial. Gene Ontology annotation, cellular component: cytoplasm; postsynaptic membrane; dendrite. The record is from RefSeq and is a predicted model, not a curated record. Lineage: Eukaryota; Metazoa; Chordata; Aves; Sphenisciformes; Spheniscidae. The transcript has 22 exons. Gene Ontology annotation, biological process: postsynaptic neurotransmitter receptor diffusion trapping; establishment of synaptic specificity at neuromuscular junction; Mo-molybdopterin cofactor biosynthetic process.
UGAGUGACAGUUGCUUCAGGAACCUUGCCGAGGAUCGUAGUGGGAUAAACCUUAAAGAUCUGGUCCAAGACCCUUCUUUGUUGGGUGGGACUGUAUCUGCAUACAAGAUAGUGCCAGACGAAAUAGAAGAAAUCAAGGAGACGCUGAUAGAUUGGUGUGAUGAAAAAGAACUUAAUUUGAUUUUAACAACUGGAGGAACAGGGUUUGCACCACGAGAUGUCACUCCAGAGGCCACUAAAGAAGUAAUAGAGCGAGAAGCCCCAGGGAUGGCCCUGGCAAUGCUGAUGGGAUCACUUAAUGUUACCCCUCUGGGCAUGCUCUCUAGACCCGUGUGUGGAAUCAGAGGGAAAACUCUCAUAAUUAAUCUGCCAGGUAGCAAGAAAGGGUCACAGGAAUGUUUUCAGUUUAUACUGCCAGCCCUACCUCACGCCAUUGAUCUUUUGCGGGAUGCCAUUGUAAAAGUAAAGGAGGUACAUGAUGAGCUUGAAGAUCUACCUUCACCACCACCUCCUCUUUCUCCUCCUCCAACCACCAGCCCUCACAAGCAGACAGAAGACAAAGGAGUACAGUGUGAGGAAGAGGAGGAAGAGAAGAAGGAUAGUGGAGUUGCCUCAACAGAGGACAGUUCUUCUUCACAUAUCACGGCAGCAGCCAUUGCAGCUAAGAAGCAUCCAUCCUACACCAGUUCAGCUGUUAUCAUGGCAAAAGGUGAACAGCCCAUCCCUGGUCUCAUCAGUUAUUGCCAUCACGCAGCAGGCAGUGCAGGAGAACCGAUUCCAGAUUCCAUCAUCUCUCGUGGUGUUCAGGUGCUCCCACGUGAUACAGCUUCCCUCAGUACUACUCCUUCAGAAUCUCCUCGUGCCCAGGCCACCUCUCGUCUCUCCACUGCAUCCUGCCCAACACCAAAAGUCCAGUCUAGGUGCAGCAGCAAGGAGAACAUCCUCAGAGCAAGUCACAGUGCUGUUGACAUUACCAAGGUAGCAAGAAGACACCGCAUGUCUCCAUUCCCAUUGACAUCUAUGGACAAGGCCUUCAUCACAGUUCUGGAGAUGACCCCAGUGCUUGGAACAGAAAUCAUCAAUUACAGAGAUGGAAUGGGCCGAGUCCUUGCUCAAGAUGUAUAUGCAAAAGAUAAUCUACCACCAUUUCCAGCAUCAGUAAAAGACGGCUACGCUGUCAGAGCUGCUGAUGGCCCUGGAGAUCGAUUCAUCAUAGGGGAAUCCCAGGCUGGUGAGCAGCCAACUCAGACUGUGAUGCCGGGUCAGGUAAUGCGUGUUACAACUGGUGCUCCAAUUCCAUGUGGUGCUGAUGCAGUGGUGCAAGUGGAAGAUACAGAGCUCAUCAGGGAAUCGGAUGAUGGCACUGAAGAACUAGAGGUUCGAAUCCUGGUGCAGGCUCGACCAGGCCAAGAUAUCAGACCUAUAGGACAUGACAUUAAAAGAGGUGAAUGUGUGCUGGCUAAAGGAACCCACAUGGGUCCAUCUGAGAUUGGUCUCUUAGCAACUGUUGGAGUAACUGAAGUAGAAGUUAACAAGUUUCCAGUGGUUGCAGUCAUGUCAACAGGGAAUGAGCUACUGAAUCCUGAAGAUGACCUCUUGCCAGGAAAGAUUCGGGACAGUAACCGUUCAACUCUUCUAGCUACAAUCCAAGAACAUGGCUAUCCAACAAUCAACCUGGGAAUUGUGGGAGAUAACCCAGAUGAUUUACUGAAUGCACUGAAUGAGGGUAUCAGCCGUGCUGAUGUGAUCAUUACAUCAGGAGGUGUAUCUAUGGGGGAAAAGGACUAUCUUAAACAGGUGCUGGAUAUUGAUCUUCACGCACAGAUUCACUUUGGCAGAGUUUUUAUGAAACCAGGCCUGCCAACAACUUUUGCAACUCUGGAUAUUGACGGCGUAAGAAAAAUAAUCUUUGCGCUCCCAGGCAACCCUGUGUCAGCUGUUGUCACCUGCAACCUCUUUGUUGUUCCCGCACUGAGGAAAAUGCAGGGUAUCCUGGAUCCUCGGCCCACCAUCAUCAAAGCCAGGUUGUCAUGUGACGUAAAAUUGGACCCCCGCCCAGAAUAUCAUCGGUGCAUACUGACUUGGCAUCACCAAGAACCACUACCUUGGGCACAGAGUACAGGGAAUCAGAUGAGCAGUCGUCUGAUGAGUAUGCGCAGUGCCAAUGGACUGUUGAUGCUACCUCCAAAGACAGAGCAGUAUGUGGAGCUUCACAAGGGGGAGGUGGUGGAUGUCAUGGUCAUUGGAAGGCUAUGAUGUCACCAGCAAGAGCGAAGCUUUGAUGCAUGUCCACAUAUCAUUGACUGUAUCCUGUAAUAUGCAACGGCACAGCUAGUUUUUCUGAUUUGGAUAAAAGUUGAUCAGUAUAGUCAACAUCUUGAAUUAUAUUUCAAAUGGAAUUUAAAUAAAUACCUUUUAAAAAAAACUUUAAAACAAAUCUUAACAAAGAAAUUUAUUCUGAUUAUAUCAAAGCAACUUUUUCCUUUCCUUGCAAUUGCUUUGUGUGUUCAAUGCUAGUUCUAAUAGCGGUAGCUUUUAGUAGACAGCAGUAGGUGCCUGCAGAACUUGUGUUUUUUCUCAUCUUUAAGAUACAACUACUUAUGCUCUUAAAACAAGGCUGUCUGCUUAUUUAUACUAGCGUAGACAACACUUGGAUUUCCCUUAUUAGUAUGCUUCAUAACCGCUUCACAGAGAGCUUCUGCUUGUUCUUUAUCUUGUAUCUCGUGUUGAUGUGCACAGUGCCAAAAGCAGAGUGGCUGCACUGGGAACCCAAUGAAGCCCCGAGGUUUUCUCACCUCGCUGCGCAUUCAGGGAUCUCUCUUGUCCCGGCAGCCACCCAGCUCAGUACUCUUGGGCAGUAACUGGAUACCUUUUAUUUCAACAAACAAAAAAAUCGCUUCCUUAAGUGCUGACAGCCUUUUUAACCAAUACAUUUAAAAAUGUACAGAACUAAAAACUAAAAAAAAUCAAAGACUGAUCUUGUACAGAUAUUAGUGUUACCAGCAUUCGUGUGGAAAUUAAAUGAGCAAAGAAAUAAAACUAAUGUUAAACAACUCUGUACCAUAACAUUUUCUGUAAUGAUAUUGAAACUUAAAUGAAUAAAAAAAAUCCUCAAUCAUUAUUUAAAAUUUCA